Messenger RNA from Zygosaccharomyces rouxii, 2706 nucleotides. RefSeq names its product glucose-induced degradation complex subunit VID28 (gene VID28). NCBI's taxonomy places the organism in Eukaryota, Fungi, Ascomycota, Saccharomycetes, Saccharomycetales, Saccharomycetaceae. Gene Ontology annotation, cellular component: GID complex. The coding region runs from base 1 to 2706 and encodes 901 amino acids. The transcript has a single exon. Gene Ontology annotation, biological process: proteasome-mediated ubiquitin-dependent protein catabolic process. The record is from RefSeq and is a predicted model, not a curated record.
AUGGCUUUUGCUCCUCAUAUAAUAUCUGAUGGAUUAUCAGGAGGUGAUUUAAAAAAAUUGAGUAACGUCUUGAUAGGAGACCAAUUAGCAAAGGUGCAGAUAUUAAUACCUUCUCAACGACAUGUAUUUGAUGGAUUGCUGAAGUUUGGAACAGAUUCUCAUAUAAACAAUUUGAAAUUAGACAUUUUGAAUAUGGUUUUGAAUUUAGAGGAAAACAUUAGAAUUGAAUUGGGCCAGUGCUUCGUGGACGCAGUGGAUAAAGUUUAUCAGAUCAAGAGUUUACCGCAAGGGUUAGCCACUACCGCUAAUGAUUCGACAACGAAUUACAAAUAUGUUAGAUUGAUCAACCUUUGCUUAGAGAAUUACGAGACGUGCUCCUAUCCACAUGCGCAGGCGCUACAAAAAGGUUUAAUUCGUCUUUUAUACCGAUGCUUAGGGAAUUCAAAUCAGCUGGCAACUGUAGACGAUAAAAAAUGUGUGAUCGAACUUUUUAAGUUCUUCCUUUACAUGGGAAAACGAGACCAGUUGUUUAACUUGGAGCUAUUGGUGCCCUUGGAAAAUUUACUAUCGGAAAUGGCUGAAAAGUACGCAUUGAAUAUCAAUUUCAAGUACGUUAUAAGAGUCAAGGCUUCUAAAUCAUCAGCAGCAUCGGUUAAAUAUGACCCGCUGAGUAAUAAGGGAUUAGAAUUAAACAGUUCUAUCCCAAACGCCGUUAACAUAGACAACCCUCUAGAUAAAGAUUUGUUAUCACUGGGAUUAGCUCUUUAUUCAUCCCUCUAUCCACAUGGUAAGGAGCACAAGGAUUCUCUGUGGGAACAAGUACGCUUUGAGAUGGUAGUGUCAAGUCUCCUAAAAAGUGGCGAUAUCGAUUUGAAAUGUUGUGCAUUAGAUUUCUUCAUUUACCCAUUUUUGAAUGAACCCGAAGUCUGGCAACAGAAACAAAGACUUAAGCAAAUUUUACCCUACUUGGUGGAUUCCUUCAAUUACCAGUCACUCCCUUGGUGGUUUGAUCCAUUCGACAGAUUAAAUUCCUUAAUCGAACUCUACCACAGACAUGAGCCAUUAAGCAAUCCUGUAAUUUCAUUUUUAUCAAAGACCAACGUCGUUUAUGGACUUUUGACACUCUUCUCUCAAUGCCUUUCUUUAAAAUAUCAAAAUAAUUCUACGUUAAGAUCACUGACUAAAUUCAUUAGAUUGUGUGCAUCUCUUAGCGCAUUUGAUGAGUUAUACAGGUCUCUGCUGUUAGAGGAAAAACCUUUAAUUCAUCAUCUGGAGAAUGGAAUGGAAAAGCAUUUAAACCUUCUCCAAGAAUUCUUACUUAACAAACAAUUGAUUAUGCAUCUAGAAGGCGAUGAUUCCUUAUCGCUACCUCCACUUUAUGACAGUGAGAUUACCAUGGCCUGGUUGCUUUUAUUAAAAUCAUUCUCACGCAGUGUAACUGCACUGAGAACAUCCUUAAAGAGGAAUCGUCUAGCAGAAUUGCUGUUAAACCUUUUACGUACUACUUACAAAACAUGCCAAGAGUGUGAAUUUGCGGGUCGUGAUUUUUUGAAGGCUGAGAUCGGUAUCAUGGGGAUAACUUUGGGUGGUAUAUGCAAUUUUGUCGUGGAAUUUUCUUAUUUACAAUCAUUCAUGUUAAAAAAUGGUAUUGUGGAAAUCAUCGGUGAAAUUUUGACAGAUCCCUUGUUUAAUUCGAAACAACCUUGGCCUAGUGAGAAACGUCGCCAUGUCUUUGAAGGUAUUUCUACCGAUGAAGUGGAAACAAAUGCUCUGUGGGUGUUAAGACAUUUAAUGUACAACUGCCAAAAUUCCGAGAAGCUGGAUCUUCUCAUAAAGAUACCGAUGUCUACCAUCUUAGAGUAUAUUAACGAUUCUAGUUGGUCUGUUCAAGAGCAGUGUUUCCAAUUGAUAAGAAAUCUGACUUGCAAUUCAAGGAAAGUCGUAAAUAUCUUAUUGGAAAAUUUUAAAAAUAUACACUAUGAGAGUGAUCCUAAUGAUGGGAAGCCAAUAACUGUGGGGGGUACUUAUCUAUUUGAAUAUUUGGCGCGCAAGAUGAAACUGUUGGAUCCAACGGACAUCGUACAAAGAAAAACACUGGAAGGUAUUUUAUACAUCUUGGUGAAUCUAGCGGCUGUCAAUGAAAACAAGAAGGAAUUAGUCAUUGAACAGGAUGAAAUUCUCAAUAUCCUUCAUGACAUCUUAUCCGAGAGCCCACAGAGGGUUUCUCGCUAUAGCAAUGACAGUAAAUUGAAACUAGCAAGUCUAUGGGUUUUGAACAAUUUAUUGUGGAACUCCAUGAUCUCCAGAUAUACCCAUUAUGCGCUAGAGGGAUACACACCUUCGCAGGAAUCAGAUUCCAGGGCUCUUAUUCACCAGAAUUCGCCUUUUUCCAGCAACAACGAUAUUGAUAAGGUUUUAAUGGACGAUGAAGAAGAAGAUGAAGAGGAAGACGAUCAAGAGGAAAACGGCGAAGAUACAAGUGAUACGAGUGACAAUGAUGACGAAUUCGUUCAUCAUUCGAUGUCUACAGAUUCCGCUUCGCACCAUGCCAAUAGGGCCGCCAUCGAAAGAUGUAACAAACUGGUCAACAUGGGGAUGUAUGAUCUGGUCAAACAGAACAUUUUCGAUGAAUCGCUAUCGGUUAGAGAGAAGGCAAGAACUUUACUUUACCAUAUGGAUCUUCUUUUGAAAGGUACCAAUAUAUAG